Zygotorulaspora mrakii is the source of this 120-nucleotide messenger RNA. RefSeq names its product proteolipid ATPase (gene PMP2). The transcript has a single exon. NCBI's taxonomy places the organism in Eukaryota, Fungi, Ascomycota, Saccharomycetes, Saccharomycetales, Saccharomycetaceae. The coding region runs from base 1 to 120 and encodes 39 amino acids. Gene Ontology annotation, biological process: regulation of catalytic activity. The record is from RefSeq and is a predicted model, not a curated record. Gene Ontology annotation, molecular function: enzyme regulator activity.
AUGUUGCCAGGUGGUGUUAUUUUAGUCUUUAUUUUGGUCGGUUUGGCCUGUAUUGCGAUUAUCAGUACUAUUUUGUACAGAAAAUGGCAAGCCAAGCAGAAGGGUAUUCAAAGAUUCUGA